AUGAACGGGAUUUUGUCUUCUGUGUAUCAAUCUCGCUCUGAAUCUCUCGUCACCGCUUCAUCCACCAACCUCCUUCGUUACUUAAGUGUGAGGGCUAUGGAAGAAACGGGGAAGGCAAAAGAAGUGGAGAAUGAAGAUACCUCAACCAGUGGCAAACAAGAACGUGCCAUUUCUCCACUUGAUCUAGGUUUGUUCGCCAUAUGGGAUCAAUUUCGUAGUUUCUUAGUGAUUUUGACCAAAAAGGUCAAAAAGAAAGUUCCAACUAUUACUAGGUCCGAUACAAAGGAUUCAAUUGACAGAGAUGCUGUGCUUGCAAGGGUUGAAUCAGAGAAAAGACUGGCUUUAAUUAAGGCAUGGGAAGAAAGUGAGAAGACAAAAGCAGAGAACAGGGCAUAUAAAAGGCACAAUGCUGUUGUGUUGUGGGAGAAUAGUAAGAAAGCAUCUGCGGAGGCACAUCUCAAAAGAAUUGAGGAAAAAUUGGACAGAAACAAGGCGAAGUGUGUUGAAAAAAUGCAAAAUAAAGUUGCAGAAAUUCACCGAACAGCAGAGGAGAAAAGGGCAAUGAUAGAAGCGUACAAGGGAGAAGAAUUCCUGGAAAUAGAGGAGAAAGCUGCAAAAUUUCGUACCCGGGGAUAUUCGCCCAGGAAAUUUCUUCCAUGCUUCGGCAGUUAA
This is a messenger RNA of Sphenostylis stenocarpa, 672 nucleotides long. The record is from the annotation of a GenBank genome assembly. NCBI's taxonomy places the organism in Eukaryota, Viridiplantae, Streptophyta, Magnoliopsida, Fabales, Fabaceae.